Molecule: messenger RNA, 1162 nt
Organism: Chelmon rostratus (copperband butterflyfish)
Lineage: Eukaryota; Metazoa; Chordata; Actinopteri; Chaetodontiformes; Chaetodontidae
Gene: gemin7
Product: gem (nuclear organelle) associated protein 7
Exons: 2
Coding region: 63-449 (128 amino acids)
Biological process (GO): spliceosomal snRNP assembly
Cellular component (GO): SMN-Sm protein complex
Source: RefSeq, a predicted model, not a curated record
GCUUCCGUUUUACUACUGCUGCUGACUGGAGGAAACAAACAGUAGAGGCUGAAAGAUUCAACAUGGCAACGCCAGUGUCUGUGCUCCGCCUGCCGAGAGGACCCGACCCCAACAGCCGCGGCUUUGACCCCAAAUCCCCCCGCUUCAUCGCUCUCUGCCGCACCUCCAUCCCCACCUCUGCUGCAUCAGAGGUGGACGCUGGGCAGCUGCAGAGUGAGCAGCACGCCAGAUCUGUGCUGAGAGAGAGCUUCCUCCGGUGUCUCCUCUCCAUGGCCAACAAAAAGGUUCACUUCGACAUGCACGAGAGGGUGAAGGUGGAGGCCACGUUUGGAGCGUCGGACAUCGACGUGCUGAACUUUCAAGUGUCAGACCUGCACACUCCCAUCGGGGUGCAGAAAGAAGCGCUGAUCAGGUCUCAGGAUGUGAUUUCAUUCACCUUUGAUUUAUGAACACUUGAUGCUUUUGUAAGCUGUUUACUUGUGGAAAAAAGCACUUUGGAGUCUCAUUUGUUGGUGCAAGUGAACUCUAUUUUCUCAUUCUGUAAGAGUUCAUAAAACUGGUUCUAUUUUUGAUGAUCAGCUUGUUUGUUCAUUGCUUUUUUCAAUGCUGUCGGCAUAGCUCAGUCACUGUGACUGCAUUUAAAGAGAGAACUCUGAAGCGAUCCCCCUUUUCAGCACAAGAGGGAGCCGUACGCCUGUGUUUUAAGAGAGAGGCAGAAACCUGAUGUGAGACGAUAAUUUCUGGUGCUAUGUUUAACCACAAGAACAUCUUGAGAAUUAGAGGCAUUUUCUGUCAUUUCUUUUACUUGUGAGAAUCUAAUUAGACCAGAAAGGUGUAAUGCUGCCUUUAAGGCCGUCAAAUUUAUCAGUGUCUCCCAUUUCUGCUCUAUACCACAAAACUUUCUGUCCAUCUUCUUUUGUGACAUCCAGAAAGAGGUUUGUUACCCAUCUGGUGCUUGAGUUGAGAAGUUAUGUCUUUUUGUCAGUGAUACAAGUGAAACGUUGCACUUUAAAUGUUCUUUUGAGUUAACUGUUUUUGCAUUUGAAGGUGUAUUUUGUCUCUUGUUAGGGGAAAAAUGAAGACUUUGUCAUAAAUAAACUAGAAUUGUUUUUUGUAAAUUAUAAAUCUUCGAGUUUUGAACAGGUUGAACAAAAUAAAAACA